Molecule: messenger RNA, 876 nt
Organism: Capsella rubella
Lineage: Eukaryota; Viridiplantae; Streptophyta; Magnoliopsida; Brassicales; Brassicaceae
Exons: 1
Source: RefSeq, a predicted model, not a curated record
AUGUCUUAUGGCCAAGAGGAAGAGGAGGAGGUGGUAUGCCGAAUGUCACAUCCAGCUCAUCCUCACACCCUCUCCCCCCGAUACGGUUGUGCGGCUUGUUUUAGAUGUGAAAUGCGUCUGUAUAAUCGUCUUUUCUAUUAUUGUAGCACAUGUAAAGUGGAGAUGCACGAUAAUUGUUGUAAGAUGCUAUCGAAGAUGAGACACCCUUAUCACCCUCAACAUCCUCUCAUCCUGAGUAUAGAAGGUAGAACCCAAACGUUGUACUUCCGCUCCUAUAGCGAUGACAGCGAUGAAGAUAGUUCCUUCGCCCGCUCUGUUGUCAUACCACCCUGCACUUGGUGUGGAGAAGAAUUGUUUGAAAAAACUUCUCACUACGGAUCUCAUUAUUACCAAUGUUCUCUCUGUGACUUUGGUUUAUGUACCACUUGUGUCGCAAAUUUCCCACUUCCUACUAUCUCUAAUCCAAAAAGCCAUCACCACUCACUACAUUUCCUUCCUCGACCACUUUUGCUUCCAUGUGAUGCUUGUGGGUUGGUAGAUAGAUCUGACCCAAGUUAUGUUUGUUUUCAUUGUAACUAUGUGGUCCAUAAGAGUUGUAUAGGCUUACCACGCGUUAUAAAACUCACCCGUCACCCUCAUCGUCUUUUUUACACUCCUUUUCUCCCACCCAAAAUUACAUAUUCGUGUCGUCUUUGCUACAAAACAAUCGACAACAAGUAUGGGCAAUAUUCUUGCAAUGAUGAUCGUUGCUCUUACGUUGUCCAUUCCAAAUGUGCAACUCAUGAGACAAUUUGGGAUCGGAAAGAACUCGAAUGGGAGCCGGAAGAACUUGACGAAACACAAGAUGUUGCGCCAUUCAAGAAUGUUGGUGAUGAU